CUCUCUGCCUCUGAUUUCCCAGCUUCAAGUAGCUCACAUAAGUUGGUAAUAGAUCUAACUGUUAGUGUCAUCGGUGGAAUUCUUGGGAUCUCGGGUGUUCUCGUCGGACUAAUUUGGGCGUUUCAAAGAAGGAAACGAAUUCGGAUGGAAAAACAAGUUGAGGGUUCUUUGAUUCAGUUUACUUAUGGCGAUUUGCAGCGUGUGACCAAGAACUUCUCUGAGAAGUUGGGCAGCGGUGGCUUUGGCUCCGUUUUUAAGGGGACAUUAAUUGACUCAACCGAAGUAGCUGUAAAGAAGCUUGAAGGCUUCGGACAAGGGGAGAAGCAAUUCCGAACCGAAGUGAGCACAUUGGCUGUUAUUCAGCAUGUCAAUCUGGUUCACCUUCGCGGUUUCUGCACUGAGGGCAGCAAAAGGCUUCUAGUUUAUGAGUACAUGUCUGGAGGUUCCCUGGACUCUCACAUCUUUCAAAACAAAUCCACGGUUCUGGACUGGAAGACGAGGUAUCAAAUUAUUCUUGGGAUUGCGAGAGGAUUAGGCUACCUCCAUGAGAAGUGCAGGGAGUGCAUCAUACACUGUGACAUAAAGCCAGACAACAUACUCCUCGACAAGGACUUCUGCGCCAAAGUUGCAGACUUUGGCAUGGCGAAGCUCAUCGGUCGCGACUUCAGCAGGGUGCUGACAACCAUAAGGGGAACCAUUGGCUAUCUCGCACCCGAGUGGAUUUCAGGCCUGCCAAUCACCUCCAAGGUUGACGUCUACAGCUUCGGGAUGAUGCUUUUUGAGCUGGUAUCAGGCAAGCGAAACACAGCGCACUCUGCGGAUGGGAGCAAAAUCUUUUAUCCGUCCUGGGCGGCAACAAAGGUCGUUGAAGGCGAUAUAUUUAGCUUAUUAGACCAUGGAUUCAAAGGUGCUGCCGACCUUGAAGAGUUAACCAGAGUCUGCAGAGUUGCUUGCUGGUGCGUUCAAGACUCUGAAGCUGACAGGCCAACAAUGGGACAGGUGGUCCAGAUCCUAGAGGGAGUCCUGGAGGUGAGCAUGCCGCCACUUCCUAGGGUUCUACAGCUCCUUAUUGAAGAUCAGAGCCAAAUUAAUUCGUGAUGAUUUGUCAUCCACUGAAUACAAAGAUCCACUUGAUCAAUCUCAGGAUUUCUAUCCAUAAUUGUCAAGCUAAAAGGGCCACAUGAAUCUCUGCGGAGCAUGCCAAUAAUAUGUAACGGGUUAAAGUAUAGCUUAUAGUUGUUAUGAUCCUUAAAAUGGAUGUUUGUAUGAGGGUGUAAUGUUCUAUAGUGGCUGUAGUAUCUAUGUAGUGGCAUAAAGUUCAUGGAUAUCUCUUGUUAUAAAGAUAGGUUAGAUAUGUUAUAAAGUUUCCAACUCAUCACUUUCCAUGCAUGAGUGAUAUAUAUAGAUAUGUUAGAGACACGAGUAAGCUGGCAACCACCAGAUGUACCUCUUAUUGAAGACAAUGUUCAAGACCUUCUUAUCUAUUUAUUUUCAAGGCAUUUAUUUCAGAAUUUCUCAGUUUUACUGAAUCACGUCAACAAUCAAA
Molecule: messenger RNA, 1546 nt
Organism: Phoenix dactylifera (date palm)
Lineage: Eukaryota; Viridiplantae; Streptophyta; Magnoliopsida; Arecales; Arecaceae
Source: RefSeq, a predicted model, not a curated record